AAUACGGAAAAUGUGCCAAGAUGGCUGAAAACUUCAAGGAUUUACGUCUGAAGCUCCAAUCUCCACACAGUCACAACUCGUCAAGGUACAGCAAGGACAGAAAGUCUGACAAAUCUAGAAGAGAUUCAAAUGGCACGUACAAGUCAAAGUCACGCUACCGUGAAUCUGACAACAGUUGGCAUAAUGCCGACGAGUUAAGUAAGGUACACGCCGGAAUCAAGCAACGUCGAUUGUUUACAGAUGAUCAGUGCGAAGAAAUCGAGAAGAAAAUAAACGAAACAGUCAAAAUAGCAGAGAAAGGAACAUAUAAACAACACACAGUCGACAGGGCACCACUGAGAAACAAGUAUUUCUUUGGCGAGGGUUAUACUUAUGGGUCUCAGCUGGAGAAGAAGGGUCCUGGGAUGGAAAGACUGUACCCCAAAGGUGAAGUGGAUGAAAUCCCGGACUGGAUACAUGAACUGGUCAUUAAGCCUCUGUACGACGCUAAAAUCGUACCAGAAGGGUUUGUUAAUAGUGCUGUUAUAAACGAUUACAUGCCAGGCGGUUGCAUUGUGUCCCACAUAGAUCCACCCCAUAUUUUUGACCGCCCCAUUGUUUCAGUGUCUUUUUUCAGUGACAGUGCUCUCUGUUUUGGUUGUAAGUUUUCUUUCAGGCCAAUCAGAGUUUCUCCACCUGUUCUAUGUUUGCCAAUUGACAGAGGAUGUGUCACAAUGAUCAGUGGAUAUGCUGCAGAUGACAUCACACACUGUAUUCGUCCACAAGAUGUUGUGCAAAGAAGAGCAGUCAUUAUUUUGCGAAGAGUUUUCCCAGAUGCCCCUAGACUAGGAACACCAUCAGAAAAACAGAUCUCUCGGAAACGUAAGCGCAGCAGAUCAGAGUCUGCAUCUGAUUUGGAAGAUGACCAUCACAAAAAAAGUAGGAGAACGGUAUCAAUACAGAGGAGCAAACAUCACUCCAGUAGUCAGCAUUCUAAUGGUCAUCAGUCAUCAAAAGCACGGAAAAAAGAGAGUCACUCACACACAGCCAGUAAAACCAGCGACAGUCAGGAAAGCAGUGAAGAGGAGGAGGAGCCAGUUUUAACACCAAAAAAGAGCAUUCGACAGGUUCGAGUGUCACGUAUGUCUCGACACAGGAAACUCUGUUGGUAGAUUGACUUCUGAAGAUAAAUCUUGUUGCUUUUGGUUGCCAAAGUAUACACAUUGUACAUGUGUUGCUGAUAUUUUUUUUUUUUUUUUUGUUGAAGUAGUUUUUUAUAAAGAAGAUUCUGUCAGAAGAAAGUAUUUACUCUGUCAGAGUCACACUUGUGUACAGUUUACAUCACAGGCAUGAUUUUUUUUGUUUUUGUUUUUUUUUUUUUUUGCGUGAAGUUCAUUUAAAUCCCAAAGAUUGGGUUGAAAAAAAUUUUAUUGUCAUUAGUAAAGGUAUAUAGAUGUAUGUACACAUUACAAUAAUUGUCAUUUUUCAAUUGUAUUUACAAGAUGUUUUUGCAUCACUUCACAAGAUCUGAGUGAUCAUAAGAAGUAAAAUCUCAUAGAAAGUAUGCAAUCUGUAUUAGCAUUUAAAAUAAAUAGGUGGCGUCACAUAAUUUAAAUCACUUCAAAGCUUUCAUUUUACUGUUUUUUACUGCAUUUUUUUCCCAAAUACACCAUGAUGUGCUGAUGGGUGAAGUUCAUGUUUUAAAAGGUGAAAAUUGAGAUUUUGCUGUAAUGCAAUUGAAAUCAUGAUGAAAGAUAGAAGAUUUUUUGGAAUGAAUUUAAUAAAUGGAUACAUUUGUAUCUGUUGUUAUUUAAAAAGUUUUAAAGUGUAAAAAGGGAACAUUUUCUGGACACAAGCUUUUAAGAAAAUGAAUGUUUUUGGGGGAUUUUCUAUAUUGGAUUUAAAUAGUUAUGAUCUUAGUUGUGCUUAUUACUACAUUAGUCUUCCUACUGAGUAUUGAGUACACAUACACUUUGUAAAUAUAUACAGAUCAGAUAAUAAAAUUUAUAGUGCUGCCUUUCAUUCAUUACUGAGCGUACUUAACCCAUAACUUGGUCCUCAUACAGUCAAUCAGUUCUAUAGGUAUCUGUUACAGAAGUUUUGUAUGAAAUGCUUUAUUUCUAUUGUAUAGUUUUUACCUACACAGUUAUCAUAUUUUAGAUAUAAGGUUGUUUUUUUAAUGUAAAAAUGUUGAAAAGAUAAAAAAAAAAAUAGAAUUGAUUGAUUGAUUUGAAAAGAAUCCCUUUAGUAAGCAUUGUAAUCAUUUACUUAGAACACUAUGUGUAUAGUUUAUCAAUGUUUUUGGUUAGGGAUUAUAUGAAGCAACUUUCUAUUUCAGUAUACUGAUUGUGUUCAUAGAAAAGUACUCAAUGGGUCCCCCUCCCUAAUAACUUACCCAUGAAGUUAAAGUCCUGUGUAAAAAAUGUAGAUAUGGUAAUAGUACCAUUAUUUAGAAAUAUUGAUUGAUUUUAAGAACAUUUAAAUAUACAGAUGCAGCUGUUGUUCUUAUUUUAACAGAAUCAACAAGAUAUAGUUCUCCAGGCCAUCUUUAAAAAAUUGUUUGUUUGCCCUCUCCUGACCGACUGGCUAAAAAUGACCCCAUUUAAAACUUUUUUUAAAAAAAUUUAAUUUUAAUAAAUUUUGAAAAUUAAGCAUUAAUAUUGAAAUUUUCUGGAAAAAAAAUUCCCACCUACCUACCAACCCAUUUGGGAGAGAGCAAACAAACAUUAUUUUAAAGAUAGCCUCAGUCAUUGCAUGUUCAUAUGAUGGAAUGUUUAUUUUUCCCCAAACACAAAAAUCAAACCAUUAAUAUUUUUUAUACUUCAUUUGUAUCACGGCAUUGAAAAUUGUAUUUUGAUUGCUUGCUCUGUUACUAUACACUGAUGUGUGAUUUAGGGUUUAUUUCACCACAGAAAUGAGAAUCGCUAGGGUGUGAAGCUAUCAUAUGUGUCUAUGCUUACAAAUUCUUGUGUCCUUAUCUACAUGAUGAAACUGAAGGCUUGCGACAAAGACCUUCAGUACAACUUGUAUGUUUAUAAUCAGUAAGUACUGCAUUGUAUAUAUUCAUUUUGUGAGAAAAUUGGGUUAAGGGAAACGGCAACAUGGAAAAGUUUUUUUGUUUUUAAUUUUUUUGUGCAUUUCCAAGAAAAAAGUUUUGAAAUGUAAAGUGCUAUACCUCAAUUGGAUCUUGCCCUAGUCAUUUCAGUUAAUUUCAUUAAAAUUGCUUUGAAUUUGGAAUUAAUCAUUCAUUCCAUGUUCUUAGUAAGAAAUUAAAAUUUCUACAAUGAGUAAAAUUCAAAUUCAGUCAACUGACCUAUGAAGAGAAGUAAAUGAACAUUUAUGCUUUGAAGUAAUUACAUGUAGUUUACAUAAUCUAUUGUUAGUUUCUUUGUUUUGUUUUUAUGCCCCCAUGUAAUCGAAGAUUCAGGGACAUAUAGUUUUUGCUCUGUCCGUCUGUCUUUCUGUUUGUCUGUGCACAAAAACUUUGACCUUUCUCAUAACUUUUGACCAAACUUCAACUUUGGCCAUAGCCUUGAGUGGUUGCUGCUGGGGCUUUCAUACUUCACAUGUGUAUACCUUGAGAUAAGACCCUCCCUUGGGUACAAAUAUUUUUUACCUUGACCUUAGAGUUUGACCUACUUUUGAAAAAUUUUACCUUGGUUAUAACUUUUUGGUUGGUGCUGGGGCAUAUAUCACAUGCGUUUGUGGCAAGAACUUUCUUUGGGUACCAACAAUGUUGACCUUGGAGUUAUCCUACUUUUGAACACUUAAACUUUGGCCCUAACUUUUGAACACUUGGCGCUUAGCUUUCAUAUUUCACCGAUGUAUUUCUUGUGACAAGACCUUAAGUACCAAUAUUAAUUAACUCAUGACCUUGAGCUGGAAGAUUCACCUACUUGUGAAAAAACUUUUAUCUUGAAUAUAUUUUCUGAAUGAUGCUGCAAGGGCCUUCAUAUUUCACAGGUUUAUUUCUUGUGAUAAGACCUUUCUUCAGGUACCAUCAUUUUUUAUCUCUUGACCUUAGAGUUUGACUUGCAUUUGAGAAACUUUGACCGUCGCUAUGAGCUGCGGUACGUGGGUAUCAGUGUUUUACAAACACACAGUGUUAUCAUAAUGAUAUUGAAGUCUCUGUUCAGGUAUAAUCAGACUGAAAAGCAGAAAGUACAAAAUUUGUUUUAGAAAGAAUAAACAAUUUUAAAAGCUGGUGAAUAUAGAACAUUGUAAAUAAUAAUGACUCAAAUUUUUGUGUUAAUCUUUGAUGUUGAAAAAGUCAUAAACUUAUAAUAGUCAUGUUUAAUCAAUUUUUUGAUUUUCUUUGUUGACCAUGCUAAAUAUGUUUUAAUUUGUACGGUGAUUUAAGAUUCUGUUGUCGUUUGUGAAGUAUUAUUGCAGAAUAAAAGCGUUUUGGACUUCA
Molecule: messenger RNA, 4393 nt
Organism: Saccostrea echinata
Lineage: Eukaryota; Metazoa; Mollusca; Bivalvia; Ostreida; Ostreidae
Product: RNA demethylase ALKBH5-like
Exons: 3
Coding region: 21-1151 (376 amino acids)
Biological process (GO): mRNA export from nucleus; mRNA processing
Cellular component (GO): nucleus
Molecular function (GO): oxidative RNA demethylase activity
Source: RefSeq, a predicted model, not a curated record